CAUGCGCUGCAAAAGUGUUUCAGAACGCGAGGCUGUGCACAAGCAAGGCGUUGGUGAGUGAAACUGUUUUUUAAGAGAAAAAAAAAAGAGAGAAUCAAAGUACAAGGUGGCAAACAAAACACCGGAGCAGUGUGUCUCUACUAGAUGUGUUUUUCAUUGUUUUUGGAGCGCACGCCCCUUUGAGAGCCAGGAGCGGAGGAGGUCUGUUAUUAUUCCAGUUGAUCCUGAGCAGCCCAGCUCCAGACGCUGCUGCGCGCUGCCCCGGACCACAGCUAAUCGACUGCGCUCAUAAAGGAAUGGGUUGUUUUUACGCUGAAGGGGACGGAGCUCUGCUCUAGGUCCACUGGAUCAUGUCAGGGGUACACGCUUCAGAUACGGGACAUUUUUUGGAUCCUGCCAUCAGCGCGCCGCAAGCUCAGGGCGCGACCAACGCGGCGGUGAUCGGCGGCGACGGGGCCGCGCUGCCUCCCACCGCUUCUCAGACAUACUUGGAGGUGUCCAGGGCUGCCCAAGGCUAUGCGGCCGAAGGAGUGUACACCAAUGGACGGUACAGGGAUCAGAGCAGCCCACGGAUCAGGAGUGGCAGUCGUGAUAAUUCCGCGGAGAGAAUCCAGGGAGCUGGAAACGCACCUUGUGGUAUAAUGAAGGAUGGCUCCAAGCAGAAACAGGUCAGGAAGAAAACCGUGUCCUUCAGCUCUAUGCCGAGUGACCGUAAGAUCAACAGCACUGCUGCCUGCAUGGCCUUUAUGUUGGAGGGUUGUGAGAUGAAGAAGGUGCGCUCCAACUCCCGCAUGUACAAUCGCUAUUUCCUGCUAGAUCCUGAUAUGCACUGGCUCAGAUGGGAGCCAUCCAAGAAGGAUUCAGAGAAGGCCAAACUGGAAAUCAAGAGUAUCAAGGAAGUCCGUUUGGGGAAAAAGACUCCAGUUCUCCGCAGCAAUGGUCUCUCAGAUCAGUUCCCCGAUGAGUGCGCCUUCUCAAUCAUCUAUGGAGAUAAUUAUGAGAGUUUAGAUUUAGUAGCCAGUACGGCAGAUAUUGUCAGCACAUGGGUGAUGGGCUUAAGAUACCUGGUGUCUUACGGUCGCCACCCUGUCGACAUGGCAGAACCUAGUCAACCAAGCUUAAGAACAUCUUGGAUUGGUUCAGUUUUUGAACUGGCGGAUAUGGAAAAGGGAGGACACAUAGACCUGUUCAGAGCAACCCAGAUAAUCAAGGGGCUUAAUCCUGGAAUGAAAGAGUCAAGGAUAGAGCUAAAGUUCAAAGAAUUACAAAAAGCUAAAGACCAAUAUGGAGAAGCAAUUAAUUUGGACACUUUUGUGGAGGCCUAUUGUGAGCUCUGCACACGGCCUGAGAUUUUUUUUCUGCUUGUUCAGUUUUCUAGUAAUAAAGAGUACUUGGACAGUAAAGAUCUGAUGCUAUUCGUAGAGGUGGAGCAAGGUGUGGAAGGAGUUACAGAGGAAAUGUGCAGGGAUAUUGUUCAGAAAUUUGAGCCCUCUGCCAAAGGUAGAGAAAAAGGCUACCUCUCCAUUGAUGGUUUCACACACUACCUCCUGUCCUCUGAAUGCCAUAUUUUUGACCCUCAGCACAAAAAAGUGUGCCAGGAUAUGACUCAGCCUCUAUCUCAUUACUAUAUCAACUCCUCCCAUAAUGCCUCCCUCCUUGAUGACCAUUUCUGGGGUUCAUCAGACAUCAGCAGCUACAUCCGAGCUCUGAGGAUGGGUUGUCGAAGUAUUGAGGUCAUUGUAUGGAACGGUCCGGAUAAUGAACCAGUGGUAUAUGUUGGAAGUUCUGUGGCUACUCAGCUGGCUUUUUCUAAAAUUCUGGAUAUUAUAAACCAAUAUGCUUUUGAAAGCUCUGAGUAUCCCCUUAUUCUCUGCUUGGUGACCCACUGUUAUAUCCCCCAGCAGAGGGUAAUGGCUCAACACUUGAAGAAAAUUCUUGGGGAUAAGCUGUAUGCUGAGUCACCCAACAAAGAAGAAAACUACCUACCCUCACCCGAAAAACUUAAAGGCAAAAUACUCCUAAAGAGUAAAAAGCUGCCACCCAGCUGCACUGAAUCUGAGGGGGAUGUAACGGAUGAGGAGGAGGGCCUGGAAAUGUCUCGCCGAGUUGGAGCUGAUGAGAAGGACCAACUGAAUGGUAUGGGAUGCAAAAGACUCAGGCUGUGCCGGGAGCUUUCUGACCUUGUGUGUCUGUGCAAGUCAGUACAGUUCAGGGACUUUGAACUUUCUAAGAGGGAACAGAAAUACUGGGAGAUCUGUUCCUUCAAUGAGGUAGAUGCAAACAGAUUCGCCAACGAAUUUCCAGAGGAAUUUGUGAGUUAUAACAAGCGCUUCCUCUCCAGGGUAUACCCCACAUCUAUGAGGAUUGAUGCCAGCAAUAUGAAUCCACAAGAUUUCUGGAAAUGUGGCUGUCAGAUUGUGGCGAUGAACUACCAGACACCGGGCUUGAUGAUGGACCUUAACCUUGGCUGGUUCAGACAAAAUGGAAACUGUGGAUACGUUUUGCGUCCUGCCAUUAUGAGGGAGGAGGUUUCCUACUUCAGUGCCAAUGCGCGGGACUCCCUACCAGGAGUUUCGGCACAACUUCUCCACAUCAAAGUCAUCAGUGGACAGAAUCUUCCAAAGCCUCGGGGCUCUGCAGCCAAGGGUGAUGUGGUUGAGCCUUACAUAUAUGUAGAGAUCCAUGGCAUACCAGCAGACUGCGCCGAACAAAGAACCAAGACAGUUUCCCAAAAUGGAGAUAAUCCUAUUUUUGAUGAAAGUUUUGAGUUCCAGAUUAACUUGCCAGAGCUUGCAGUUCUACGCUUUGUGGUGCUGGAUGAUGACUACAUCGGAGAUGAGUUCAUUGGUCAGUACACCAUCCCCUUUGAGUGCCUACAGCCAGGCUACAGACACGUCCCUCUGCAAUCCCUCACAGGAGAGUUCCUGCCCAACACCACUCUGUUUGUUCACGUGGCCAUCACCAACAGGCGUGGUGGAGGAAAGGCACAUAAAAGGGGUCUAUCUGUGAAGAAAAGUAGAAAGGCUCGGGAGUAUACCACCACCAAGACCACCGGGAUCAAGGUAGUGGAUGAACUCUUCAGAGCUUCUACCCAGCCCCUCAGGGAGGCGACAGACCUCAGAGAAAAUGUGCAGAAUGCCAUGGUGUCCUUCAAGGAGCUUUGUGGCCUGACUCCUGCCGCCAACAUGAAGCAGUGCAUCCUGACCGUAUCUACCUGGCUGAUGAACAGUGAACGAUCGCUGAAGGUGACGGUGGACCUGAGCGAGACCUAUCCCACCAUGGAAGCACAGGGUCCCGUGCCUGAGCUUCUACGCAAAGUGCUAACCGCCUAUGACAUGAUGAUCCAAACCAGCAAAACCCUGAUCGAGUCAGCUGAUGUCGUCUACUCAAAGCUCACACAAGCACAACGGGCAGGUCUGGACUUCCAUGAAGAUCUGCAUCGCAUUGGAGUAAAGGAGGGUCUGAAAGGUCGUAAACUUCAGAAGGCCAUGGAAAGCUAUGCCUGGAACAUCACUGUGCUUAAGGGCCAGGCAGACCUUCUGAAACACGCAAAAAGUGAGGCACUGGACACUUUGCGGCAGAUCCACUGUGCAGCUCAGUCCUGCGGCCUCAGUAAAAACGGAGCGGCUUCCCCACAGCUUCCCCACCAUCCUCACCAACAGCCACCACAAGUACAGCAACAGCUUCAGGCCAAGCCCCACCCACAAUCUCUGCUGCUCCACCCACCCAACCCUCCUCUCCAACCCCAGACCUCACUGCAGUCUUAUCUCCACAGCCAUCAACAGCAAUAUCCCCAGCUGCUUUCCCAGCCGCUUUCUGUCCCUACCGUCCAAACUGUUUUAAAACCGCCAGCCUACUCACAUCCUCCACCCUUGCCCACAAAUCAGUUCCAGUCACAAAGCCAGCAGCAGAGGGCGGCAGGACCUCUCAAUACCAUCCCAGAGAGAGAAAAAGAGAUGGUUAGCGAUGGUCCUGCAGGAUCCUGCUGACUAGCAGCCUGUGCCCACAGCGAAUCCCACCCAAAGAGAGACAGAGAAAUAGAGAAGCAGAAGGAUGCUGAAGGUAAACAGCAGCCUAACAAGGAAGGAGAGGUAGAGGUUGUUACAGAGAGAUAUAAAGAAGUGAUGACAGUAAAAAGGAGUCGCCGUAUUCGAAGCGAAACACAAGUCUGAGAAAAUAGAAG
This is a messenger RNA of Cyprinodon tularosa, 4183 nucleotides long. Its product is annotated as inactive phospholipase C-like protein 2. The transcript has 6 exons. Gene Ontology annotation, biological process: intracellular signal transduction; lipid metabolic process. The record is from RefSeq and is a predicted model, not a curated record. Gene Ontology annotation, molecular function: phosphatidylinositol-4,5-bisphosphate phospholipase C activity. NCBI's taxonomy places the organism in Eukaryota, Metazoa, Chordata, Actinopteri, Cyprinodontiformes, Cyprinodontidae. The coding region runs from base 351 to 3989 and encodes 1212 amino acids.